CCUCAGCAGCAGCAGCAGCUGCUGCUGCAGCAGCAGCAGCAGCAGGGGGUUGUUUCGCCUUUGGACACCCCACAGAACCCGAGAAGCAGCAAUUUCAACAGAAGAGCACCAGGCUUUACUUCUGCUGCUGCUGCACAGCAGCAGCAGCAACAGCAGCUGGUGCCACCUCCACCUGGAGGUAUCAGCAGCAGCAGCAGCAUCCCCAGCAGCAAUGGCAGAAGCAGCACUGGCGGCGGAAGCAGCAGCAUCGGCAGCAGCAGCAGCCAUAGCAGCAGCACAAGAACAGCAAGCUUAGGCAGCGAAACAGCAGUACUUCGGUGGAGGCCCAUGCGGCAGCGCUCAGAGCUGCCAGUCAGCGAUACCCCAACUCCAGCAGCAGCACAGUCGCGGACUCCACAGCAGCAGCAGCAGCAACAACAACAACAACAGCAGCAGCAGCAGCAGCACCAGCAGCAGCAGCAGCACCAGCAGCAGAACGUGCUGCGCCAACCAAGCUGGCGCAGCACCAUGCCAUAUGCAGCGUCGCCUGCGCAGCACCCUGGGGACUUUCCUCCUUUCUCCAGCCCAUGGAGGCAAGAUGAAGCUGCAGCAGGAGCUGCAGGAACAGCUGCAGCUGCAGCAGCAGCAGCAGCAGCAGCAAACAGGGCAGGUGUAGCUCCAUCAGACGCACUGAACCAGGAUGCAGCACCGCCAGCCGGCAGAACAGCGGGAGGAGACGAUCCCAGAACCCCACAAAGGGACGUAGAAGGUGCACCGCAACAGCAGCAGCAACGGGACUGGCCUUCUCUCCAGCAGCAGCAGCAACAACAACAGCAGCAGCAGGAGCAGCAGAGCCUGGGGCAGGACGCGCGCGCAAGCGACUCAUAUGAAGUGUGGCAGCGACUGCCCCCAGAUCCCAUAGCUCUUCUAGAGAGGGAGAUACAGCAGCAGCAACAACUAGAGCUGCAGCAGCAGCAGCAACUAGACCUGCAGCCACAACAGCUGUCACUGAGGGAACAGCAGAGGCAGCAGCAGCACCUCGCGAUGCUGCAAUAUCAACACACAAUGGAGAUGCAGCACCAGCAGCAGCUGGAGACGCGGCAGCUCCAGGAACGUCUAGGCCUGCAGGGCCUGCAGCAGCUAGACAUGCAGCAACAGCAACAGCAGCAGCAGGAGCAGCAACAGAACCAACCACAUCAUCUGGAGCUUGGGCAGCGGCAGCAUCUCGACGCGCAGCAGCAGCAGCAGCAUCAGCUGGGCCAGCAGCCACAGCAGCACAUUCCCGUGGAACAGCAACAGCAACAACAGCAGCGGCAGCAGCAAGAGGGGAGCCCGACGGAGCUUCAGCUGCAGCUUCAGCAGCAGCAGCAGCAGCAGCAGCAACUGGUGCUGCAGCAGCAAGCCGCUAUCGCUUCUCCCGGCAACUGGGAAGGUGGACGUCUUAGCGGAAUGAACGCGAGACAGUACCCUCAGUGGCGAGCCCCACCAGCCACAGACCCUCGGGGGCCCCCUAACCUCAGGCCUCCUUACAGGCAGCUGCUGCAGAGACGUGGAGACAUUCCUGCUUCGUCUCCUCCGUUUGGGGCCAGCAGCAGUGACAGCCCGCAGCAGCAGCAGCCGCAGCAGCAGCAGCAGCAACAGCAACAAUACCAGCAACUUCAACAUCAGCACCAACAACAGCAACAGCAACAACAACAACAACAACAACAACAACAACAACAGCAGCAGCAGCAGCAAGAUGAGGGAGGGGGUGCCAGCGGUGCAGCAGACCGGCAUAUAGCCGGCUUGCUGCGGCGUAUGGCUUUGGCUGAGGCAGCAGCAGACGUGCAAGUUGAGACGUGCAGUUGCAGCAGCAACACCAACAACAGCAGUAGCAACAGCAGCAGCAGGAGCAACAGCAGGAGCAGCAGCAGGAGCAGAAGGGGAGGCUGCCGCUGUUUGCAUGCAGGAGGAGGGCGAGUAUGGCGUUUAGUUUGGCUGCGGGGCUGCGUUAGUGAGACAGUGUCUGUGUGGCUGUCUCCAGAAAACCGGGUGUACGUACAGCUGCGUGUACCGCUGCAGACAACAACAUACAUAGACUAUCAAGCUGUUGCUGCAGCUGUCAGCAGCAGCAUCCCGCUGCAGCCGCGGAAGUGGACACAUGUGUGCAUCAGCGUAGGGGCCCCCCUAGGCAAAGGAUUGGCUCUAGGGGUCCGCUUAUAUAUGGAUGGUAGAGAGGUUGGUGCUGCUUCAGUCAGCAGCAGAUGCUGCAUGUGUCAGGGGCCUCUUCCUUUCUGGGUAGCUCCUCUGCCGCUGCCGCUGCGCCUAGAAGAGCUACUCAGGCCUCCCCCCCAUCCCCCUCUCUCCCAGCAGCAGCAGCAGCAGCAGCAGCAGCAACGGGGGCAUCUCUAUCCCCGCUGCAGGGCGCAUUCUAUGAAGGGCCUUAUUGCUGAUUUGCGCGUUUACUCUUCUUGUCUCAGCCAAAGAGAAGUAGCAGAUAUAGUCAGCAGCACAGAUCAGGCUUAUGGUGUAGACCGUAUAGCCCAGCUGCUGCACUGCAUGCACAAACAGGACAGAUGCAGCAGCAGCAGCAGCAGCUGCAGUAGCAGCAGCAGCGGCUUAGAAGGAUGCAGCAGCAACGACGGAAACCACUCACCAACCGAACGCCUCCUUGAACAACUCGCAGAAACAACAGCACCACCUCACCAACAACACCAGCAGCAACAGCAGCAGCAGCAGCAGCCCCGAAGACGCCACGAGGAUGAGUUGCUGCUGCUGCGCCUCAGCCAGUAUGACGAGCUGUUGCAGCUGUGGCGGCUUCAGAGACAGUGGAACUACUGGGAAGACACCCGGCGCUCUCUGCCUGCAGAUCCCCGCACAAUCCUUUGGCGUUACUCAGGUGUACAGACACCUCUUCAACCGCAGCAGCAGCAGCAGCAGCAGCAGCUUAGGGGAAAGUGGGAGCUUGUGCUGCAGCAUGUGGACUUGCUGCUAAGCGAAGAGGUUCUAGGUGCGGUAUUGGCCGUCUUAGAAGGGGGCGGAGAGGCAGUGCAGCAAGGAGAGGCAGCAGCAGCAGCAGGAGCAGCAGCAGCAGCAGCAGCACCGGGCGGGAGUGGCGGCUCUGCAGACGGGCGGGUUGACAUUGAUAGCGUCAACCACUUUAGGAGUUUGCUGCAGCAGCAGGACACUGGAGCGCAACAGCCGCAGCAGCAGCAGCAGCAGCAGCAGUUGUCGGCGCUGCGGCGGCAGCUAGCAGCAAACGCAAGCCUGUGGGGUGUGGCUGAGGUGUCCCUGCAGCUCUGUAGGGCCCUUACGCAGCUGCUGGUCUCCAUAGGGCCUUGUCUUGAGCUCUUCUCUCCCCGUCCUUCUUCCUUCUCCCUCACGCUGCAGUGCUUCAGGCACUUGCUACCAGCCAGCUUGAAGCACUGGCUCGUUAGUUUGUGUUUGUCUCUAUCAGAAGACCCUCGGGCUGAUGGGCGUCUCCGUAUUGCGAUUAACAGGGCCCGCGCGCUGCGGGCGGGGGAGCGAGCAGCAGCAGCAGCCCCUGCUGCUGCUGCUGCUGCUGCUUCUGGUUCAUUUGCUGCGGGGCAGGAAGGAGGCCGUGCGGCAGCAGCAACGGAAACAGCAGCAGCAGCAACCGCAACAGCCGCAUCAGGAACAACUGCGACGCCGCCCGGCGCUGCCAACGGCAGCAGCAGCAGCAGCAGCAACAACAGCAGCAGCAGCAGCGGGCUGAAAGACGUGACAAUGCAGCUCGCAAGCCAGCUCGAAAGUGUCUCUCCCUGGCUGCUGCGCCGCAGCAACAGGGUCUGGUUUGUUGCAUAUGAAGGAGAAGGAGGGAUUGAUGCUGGCGGGCUGUAUAGGGACCUCUUCUCUCAUGUUGCUGCUGAGCUGCAGACGCCCGGCAGCAGCAACGCGCUGCUGCUGCCCUCCGCUAACAGCCGGGGCUUCGGACAAGACCAGGACAUGUGGCAGUUGAAUCCUCAUUCUUUAUCUGCUGCUCGCCUGGGUGCAUAUCGAGUGCUGGGGCGGCUGAUGGGCGUUGUGCUGCGGGGCCGUCUGCACCUGGGUUUAAAUUUGUCUCCUUUGGUGUGGAGACACCUCGUUGGGCUGUCUCCUGAGCCGAAGGACUUAGAGGCAACGGAUGCACUCGCUGUGCAAAUCCUGAAAAAGGUAUUAGAUCUGGAGUCUGAGGGUCUGGACGCUGUCUCUUUUGCUGAGUCUUUCGCAUUAACUUGGUGCACCACUUCAGCUAGCGGCGAAGUAGUUGCGCUGAAAAACAGCAAAGGCGAUGAAGCAGUCCACUGGGCAGACCGGAGUCUCUACGUCGGCCACGCAUUCGCAUUCAGACUCGCAGAGGGACAAAUACAGACUGCAGCAGUGCGUGAAGGGCUUGGGGACGUGGUGCCGCUGCAGAUAGUGGACUUGCUGGAGCCCUACCAACUGCAGCAACUCGUUUGCGGCAGUCCCUCUAUUGACCUGCAGCUGCUGAAGAGCCACACAAAGUACACGGGAUAUACAGAGUCUGACAAGCAGAUAAGGUGGUUCUGGCAGGCGUUAGAGUCCUUCUCUCAAGCAGAAAGACAAAGAUUUUUGCGUUUUGUUUGGGGGCGCUCUCGGCUGCCUCUGGCGCAUGCAACAUGGGAGCAAGAUAUGGAAGUCACUCUAAAGGUGCCUGUACACUCGGUCAGCAGCAGUAGGCCUACAGCAACAGCAACAGCAGCAGCAGCAGCAUCAGCAGCAGCAGCAGCAACAGCUGCUGCUGCUGUUGCUGCAAGUGCAGGUGGUGGUGGUGGUGGCGCUGCUGCUGCUGCUGCUGCUGCUGAUGGUGAAGAAGAGACAGAAGAAGCUGAAGGGAGCUCAACGCGCACCAUCACAACCCCAGCGUCUGGAGACGCCGUGGAUCUCCCCCCCUAUUCAAGCUAUGAGGUGCUGCGCCGGAAGCUGCUGUACGCAGUAACAGAGGGCAUCGCUAUCGAUGCAGAUAAUACUGCAGACGCAGCUAACUGGGAGCUGGAGGGAGACUGA
This is a messenger RNA of Eimeria acervulina, 4986 nucleotides long. RefSeq names its product HECT type ubiquitin ligase, putative. The record is from RefSeq and is a predicted model, not a curated record. Gene Ontology annotation, molecular function: ubiquitin-protein transferase activity. NCBI's taxonomy places the organism in Eukaryota, Apicomplexa, Conoidasida, Eucoccidiorida, Eimeriidae. The annotation marks the transcript as partial. The transcript is spliced from 8 exons.